AGCCUCCAAGAAUAGGAAAGAGGUGUUUGAAAUAUUUGCGGGGACCGUGUGUGAGCGAGACCAAAUAGCGAAGCAGCACAGAGAAAAAGAGGCGGUCGUUGCGAUAGAGUCUCUUUAGAGAUUCAGACAAAAACAAAUAUUUACCCAAAAAAAAAACAGGAAACCUGGAGAGGCUCAUCAUCUUGGUGAUGGAAGAAGGGCGGUGAUGACUGGCGAACCCCAAAAUAUCAGAGCCCAUAAAUACCUAGAAACUCGAUAAUGGUGCUUUGCAAUUGCAAUUGCAUCACCCUCUUCUCUCUCAUCCCUCCCUCCCUUCCUCUCACCUGAACCGCUUUCCCCUCACUCUCUCCUCCUUCCUCGGCUCCACUGAGCCAUGCCGACUUUCACUGUCGUAGCUUUAGAUAGGUUAUUAGAACCUGGAACUUCUUCCAAAUCCGUUGACAUGUCUUCUCUUCCGAAUUCCAAGCCUAUUUCAAAUUCAAUGCCGGUUCCUGAGUCCAAGCUGGAGAGAAGGAACAGUACCUCAGUUGUGGAGAACAGGCUUCAUCGACCUCCAAUAAAGCCAGCCCUCUAUGCUACUCCUGAGGCCACCCCACUCCCUGAUUCGCCUACUUCCUUCCCUCCCUCGCCUUACAUCAUCAACCACAAGCGCCGAGGCCCUCGCCUUCUCAAGAGUUAUUCCGAGCAGGAUGUGUCCAUACACCAGAAGGCUGGAAAUGAAGAGAAACUCAAUGGGGAUGUUAACAAUGCAGAGGCCAAGUUGUCGAGUUCAACUGUGGAUGAUUCGGCUACUUUUACUUUUCCCAAGCCUGUUGAAGUGCAACAUUCGAAUGGCUUUCAUCAUUUUGAAAGCAGCAAUGGGAAGCUUGGGACAAGUAAUGGGAAACUUAGAAGCAGUAAUGUGGAACUGGGUAGCAGUAGUGAGCGUGAAGAUAGCUUCCAUGAGUCGAAAAAGAGAAGCAGUAACGUGGAACUAAGUAAAGAUUCGGAUAGGGAUGAUGAUUUGUGGAAGCAACCUGCGAUGACUCCAGAAAGAGAUAGUGACCGCGAAGAUUUCUUUGAUCCAAAAGACUCCAUGAGUGUCUCAAGUUACACAGAUGGAGAGGUAAAUGCUGGGGCAGAGCGUUCUGCGCAGACCAGUACACCCAUGGGGGAGUUCUAUGAUGCUUGGGAAGAACUUUCAUCUGAGAGUGGGCAUGGGCAGCAGCUUUCCGUUUCUGAUGUUGAAGCUGAAUUACAUGAAAUGAGAUUGAGUCUUUUGAUGGAAAUAGAGAAGCGGAAGCAAGCAGAAGAAUCCUUGAAUAACUUGCGAAACCAGUGGCAGAGGAUUAGGCAACAUUUAUCUCUUGUAGGAUUAACACUCCCUGCAGAUCCCACUGCUGCAGCAGGGCAUGAGGAACCAGGUUCUGAUCCUGCAGAAGAGUUGUGCCAACAAGUUCACCUUGCUAGGUUUGUAUCAAAUUCUAUUGGAAGGGGCAUAAUAAGGGCUGAGAUGGAGAUGGAGAUGGAAGCUCAGAUUGAGUCAAAGAACUUUGAGAUUGCUCGGUUGGUGGACAAACUCCGUAAUUAUGAGGCUAUGAAUCAGGAAAUGGUUCAGAGGAAUCAGGAUGUUCUCGAGCUGGCACGGCGUGACAGGGAGAGAAGGGAAAGAAGACAGAGGUGGGUCUGGGGCUCGAUUGCUGCUGCCUUAACUCUUGGUACUGCAGCCUUGGCAUACUCUUAUAUCCCGUCUGGUAGGGGAUCGCCAAACUACGAUUCUGAUGUUCCUGAGAGUCAUAAUGCAGGCAAAUGAUAAUCACCUUAUUAGCAACCUGACCCUAUGCCAUAUAACAAAAGGAGAGAAUAAAAGGUCUUUUAUACGCCACACCCUUUGUGGAUAACAUUCUCUUGCUCUUUUACCAGUUAAGAGUUUCAUUUGAUCUGAGGAUGUACAGUUCUACAAAAAUAAUUCAAGUUUUGCCCGUCACUGGCAUUUGGGAAGGUUUAUAGAUCAUGAAUAGGAUCAGUCCUUGUUUAAAGUCUACAUUUUGGCUUCAGGAUGUCUUGAAGCGUUUAUACGCUGUUUAUGCGCACGUAAUUUGCUGCCAUUUAAGUUUUGCUCUGAUUUACUUAUUUUUGUUAAGUGUAAGGUAUUUUGAAAAUUCAUAACAGGCUAACAGGAACAUACAGGUAUCAGUUUCUUGGUGCCUUAGUCACUAGAAAUGUGCCUUUUCAUAGUGCUCCACAGCCCUAUCUAAAUUCCAACUUACGGGAAAAUGCCAUUAUAUCAU
This is a messenger RNA of Prunus persica (peach), 2270 nucleotides long. RefSeq lists its product as uncharacterized. Bases 374 to 1792 code for a protein of 472 amino acids. The record is from RefSeq and is a predicted model, not a curated record. Lineage: Eukaryota; Viridiplantae; Streptophyta; Magnoliopsida; Rosales; Rosaceae. The transcript has 4 exons.